UGUUACUCCCAGUGUUUACAACUGUGGUACCGAUAGAGCUGGCGGAAAGAAAAGUUCCGAAGACUUCCCCAAGUUCGUAGUGUUCAUAAAGCCUCAAGGCUACGGCCAGGAUACUAAUUAAUCAAGGCAAAGAAGAUGCCUGGCAUAUAGACAACAGUCAGUUCACGUUAUUAGUUUCUUAGUUUGUAAUGAAAGUUAUAAUCGAGCCUAACGUGAUGUUUGACACCGUGACAAAUUUCCCUCCCACUUUAAUACAUUACCUGGCACGUUAAUUUUUUAUGUCACGACCACUGCUUCGUGAUAUAACAUUGGUUUUUACCCCCUUCAGAUUUUUAUGUACCACAGAAAGAAAAAUUUUUUCAAAAAGAAAUCACCCAAUUUUUGCACCAGUCUAGUUGCUCUAGGUUUUAAGAAUCCUUCUCCAUGUCAUAUUGUUCACAUAAAUUUAUGCUGUAUAUGCAGUUGUCAUACACAAUGCUUUAAUGCUUUAACGUGAGAGCACUUUGAAAGUUUCAAAAGUUACUGAAAUUAAAUGGAAGGGGAAAGAAGAUGGCCAGGUAAAAUUAAUAGCAAAAGUUUCAUAAACAUAUUUUCCCUCUGCUUUGGGGGCCAGAUUUUGGAAUGAUAAGAAAGUACUACAGAAAAGAGGAUUAUAAAAAGACUGAAAAAUAAUUUUAAAAAAUAAGGGAAAAAAGAAAACAGAAAAGAGGAUUAUAAGAUUGGCUUUCAGAGAAGAACUCAACAGAGCUUUCUCAAUUUGUAAUCAUGUUAGGUUCUAAAAGUCUUGUAAGUCGAGAAUGAAGUGAGAUUAGGCUUGUAGUCCUCAAAUGCUUUUCCUCCAAAAAUGGAUGUGAGUUAGUCAUUUAAAACUUAAAAUUAGGGACCUAUCUCUUCUCCUUGCUGAUUGUUACCUGAUCUUGUAAGCACCUUUUUCCAAUUUAGAUAAAUUUCAUCCUAGUAGAAAGCCCGCUGACAGAUGAAUGCCCUUUCAAUAUUUGGAGAACUCUACAAGGUCCUGUCAACACUGGAGCAGUGGAAUCUAUUAUCUACUCACCUUGUCAGUGCUCCUUUGUGUUUAUUCAUUCAGUCCUUAAAGGGUGUUACUAUCGUUAAACCAAUAGUUUAUGGUAAUGUUGCUCGAUAUUUUGGAAAGAAAAGAGAAGAAGAUGGGCACACCCAUCAGUGGACAGUAUAUGUAAAACCAUAUCGAAAUGAGGAUAUGUCAGCAUAUGUAAAGAAAAUCCAAUUUAAAUUACAUGAAAGCUAUGGCAAUCCUUUAAGAGUUGUUACUAAGCCUCCAUAUGAGAUUACUGAAACAGGAUGGGGUGAAUUCGAAAUAAUCAUCAAAAUAUUUUUCAUUGAUCCUAAUGAAAGACCUGUAACACUGUAUCAUUUAUUAAAGCUGUUUCAGUCAGACACCAAUGCAAUGCUGGGGAAAAAAACAGUGGUUUCAGAGUUUUAUGAUGAAAUGAUAUUUCAAGACCCAACAGCAAUGAUGCAACAAUUAUUGACAACGUCUCGUCAACUUACCUUAGGAGCCUAUAAGCAUGAAACAGAAUUUGCAGAACUUGAAGUGAAAACCAGAGAAAAAUUAGAAGCUGCCAAAAAAAAAACAAGCUUUGAAAUUGCAGAGCUUAAAGAGAGAUUAAAAGCAAGUCGUGAAACUAUAAAUUGUUUAAAAAAUGAAAUCAGGAAACUGGAAGAAGAUGAUCAGACAAAAGAAAUAUAAACAGUUCUGAAGACAACUUGAUAGUAAGCUAAGCUGAAAAUAAGGUGAACUUUAAAGGAGAGAUGGACUACAAAUGCACUGUUUCUAAGAGGAACUUUAUAUAUAGUUGUCGAGCAUGGAUUUUUCAGCAAUGGGGUCAAAGUAUUUGUACUUUACCAGCAAUCUUUAAUGUGAAAUAUAUGUGUAUAAUAAGAAUGAAUGGUGUAUAGGUAUUUUACCAACCCAUUUCGGAAUAGUUCUGUGAUGUUAAGCACAAUUUUAAAACAUUUUUAUUGCAUUGUAUGUAUAGCCUACCCUUUUGACAGGCAUUGAAAUUUCAUUAUAAAGUAUAACUUGUACAAAUUUUGUACUUCCCCUAGUAGUUAGAAUUGUAAAAUUAAUGUGUAUAUUAAAUUUUUACCUCCCCCAACCCAGCUCUUUUGUAUCUGAUGUGCCCAGUGUCCAGUAAGCACUGAAUAAAUGUAGUCUGCAUAUGCUG
Molecule: messenger RNA, 2207 nt
Organism: Odocoileus virginianus texanus
Lineage: Eukaryota; Metazoa; Chordata; Mammalia; Artiodactyla; Cervidae
Gene: YEATS4
Product: YEATS domain containing 4
Biological process (GO): regulation of DNA-templated transcription
Source: RefSeq, a predicted model, not a curated record